GUGGGAUCGCACGCCUAUAUAAACCACGUAGGACCUCGAGCUGAGAACCCGGGAAAGAGUAGACCAUUGCAAGGAGCCAAAGAGGAACGGAAACAGAUCGCUUACUGGCACCUUUCUUGGUUUGCGAAAAGUUGUCUUACCUCACGCCUGAGAGUCUCCAAACACUGCAGUUCCGGCACAGCGAUACUUGCAGACAUGCAGGCUGCUCGUAUGCUUCCAGUUCUUCUCUCCUUGCUCGCCAACACGGCUGCAGGGUACCUCGUCCCGAACCCGGGCGGUAAAUACAAUGUCACCUUGACAACGGGCUCUCUGAUCGACUACAGCCGCAAUGACCCCUAUGCCGCAACUCCAACGCCUCGGGCGUUGAUGCUGUCCGUCUUUCAACCUGCGAAGUGCGCAUCCACUGUGCCCGUCCCUUCUAUGCCCAACAUAACCGCCGACUACCAGGGGCCAUUCCUCCAAGAGACCUUCAACAUAUCCGCCAACCUCACACCUCUCUUCCGAGAAGCUCGUCUGCCAGUGUGUUCGGACCAUCCCAUGAUUUCCCGCCGCUGUACGCCCCUAGAGGACGGCCCAGUCCUGCUCUUCUCCCCUGGCUACAGCAUCCCGCGCCUCUAUUACAAUGUCCUCGCCUCCUCCAUCGCCAGCGAAGGCUUCACAGUCAUCACCAUCGACCACCCGGGGGACGCCAACAUCAUCAUCUAUCCCGAUGGCCACGCAGUGUUCAACAACGAGUCCAUACUGAACAGCCCAACCUGGGACGAGUAUCCUCGUGCCGCCGAUGCCUCAUUUGUAAUCGACCAGCUGAGCAACGCAACCGCCAUGGCCGAGCUGCUGCCCCGACGCGGGGCCCAACAGUUCCGGACAGACCGUGUCGCCAUGCUGGGACACUCUGUGGGCGGCGCAUCGGCCAUCAUUGCUGCCAGCCGGGACCCGCGUAUUCGUGGCGCGAUCAACUGGGACGGCACCAUCUUCGGAUCGCCGCCUGCUUCGGGGCAGGACCAUGAUCAUCCAGUGCAAAGCAUGUCCCAGCCGGUGCUCUUCAUGUCUCAUCAAAACUAUGCCGAUCCCAGCUGGAUGGCCGCGUGGCCGCGGCUCAAGGGGCCGAAGAUGGCCGUCUACGUCGCAAACACGACGCACUACACAUUCUCGGACAUCCCCUCGCUGUUCCAGGCGGCCGGGCAGACCACGGAGCCAUUCGCACAUCUGCUAGGCACAAUUGCGCCGGAUGAGAUGGUGCGCAUCCUGACGGCGUAUACGACUGCAUGGUUGAAGGGGGUGUUUGAAGCCCAGGAUGGGCACCUGCUGCUGCAGUGGCAGGAGCCCGGCGAUUUUCCGCAGGUUUCAAUCAUGAUGAGAGGCAACCUUUAGAGGUUUGAAAAUGGAUCCCGAGAUAGGCGCAGCUUGCUGUUUUGAUCGCGCGUGCGAGAAUUGGUUCAGGAAUCCUCAGCCCUUUGGGCAGUAACAUGGACACUUUCCGAUACUGACAGGCAACGGAGCAAUCACUGUCCGGCGGUUAUCAUGUGACGACAGGUCUUGUAUCUUCAAGUAUUAC
Molecule: messenger RNA, 1555 nt
Organism: Canariomyces notabilis
Lineage: Eukaryota; Fungi; Ascomycota; Sordariomycetes; Sordariales; Chaetomiaceae
Product: alpha/beta-hydrolase
Exons: 1
Coding region: 196-1371 (391 amino acids)
Molecular function (GO): 1-alkyl-2-acetylglycerophosphocholine esterase activity
Source: RefSeq, a predicted model, not a curated record